AUAGAACCUCCGCGGCGCAUCAAAUCUCGUUUUCAUCAGACACCUCUUCUCUCCUUCUCUUUCUCUUCUUCCUCUUUACCGCUGCCAUCUCAGAAAAGGUCAAGACAGCGUCCGGCUCGAUGAUUCACCAUGUCAGACGCUGACUUCGACACUGUUAGAAGGCUUCAGGCCGAGCGGAAUGCCGCUGCGGCCGCCAAGAAUGGAUCUCGCGGUCGAGAUGCUAAGAACCAGCGAUCGGAGAGCUCGACCAAGGCGAAGCUGACCGAGUCCUUCGAUACCGAGCUGUACGGCCGCGAUGGGGAAGACAAGUAUGCGGGAUAUCUCACGUCGUUACCCGCCGGCGAAGCGGACGAUGAAGAGAUGGAGGAUGUCGACAGCUCGCGUCGUCUAGUCGGUCAAUACACGGCGACACGCGCGCAGAUCGACGAGUUCGCACACGGCCACGGCGUCGAGGAGGACGACCCGUUUGCUGGCCGCGGCGAGAACAGCACGAGGAUCAUCGACCGCGAAACUGACUACCAGAAACGUCGCUUCGAUCGCGUCCUUACCCCGACGAGAGCCGAUGCCUUCGCAGCUAAUCGCCAAGCCGGUGCCGCCGAGGAAGGGGAUACAUACCGAGAUAUCAUGGAGCGUCGGGAGCUAGAACGCGAGGAAGAGCGCGUCAAACGCGCCAUCCAGGCGAGGCGAGAAGGUAAAGACACCGACGGCGACCACCCGGCAACACUCAAAGACAGGGAUAAAGAGAACGCGGACGCCGGAUCUACCGAGACGGCAGCGGCCGGCCGGAAGCGGAAGAAGCGGUGGGAUGUGGCCUCGACAGCCGUGGAGGAACCCCAAGCAGAACCCGCCGAGGGGAAGCCCAAGCGAUCCAGAUGGGACCAGGCGCCGUCGCUGCCUGCUCCCGGUUCUGCCGAUGGAGCCAAGAAGCGAUCCAGGUGGGACCAGGCACCGUCCGCGACCCCGAUCGGUAACAGCGGUCUAGUCACGCCGAUGCACCCGUCCUCAAUCGGAGCCGGCGCUACUCCCGCCUACGCCCCCGACACGCCCACCCCCGGCGGCCUCGGCGAUGAAGAGCUGAACGCGCUGCUUCCCGGCGAAGAACAAGGCUACAAGAUUCUCGACCCGCCCCCCGGAUACACCAGCCGGGCCCCCCUCCACCGAGCCACUGCUACGCCGCUACCGCCGAGCUACAGCGGGUUCAUGAUGCAGGACCCUGACAGCACGAGGCUCGGCGGCAGCCAGAUGCCGAAAGAAAUCCCCGGUGUUGGGGAGCUGCAGUUUUUUAAGCAAGAGGAUAUGGCCUACUUCGGCAAGCUAGCGGACGGUUCUGACGAGAACAGUUUGAGCGUGGACGAGCUGAAAGAGCGCAAGAUUAUGAGGCUUCUCCUCAAGAUCAAAAACGGUACUCCUCCGAUGCGAAAGACUGCUCUUAGGCAACUCACCGACAAUGCAAGACAGUUCGGCGCCGGCCCCCUCUUCAACCAGAUUCUUCCCCUCCUGAUGGAGAAGACGUUAGAAGACCAGGAACGCCACUUGCUUGUCAAGGUAAUCGAUCGCAUUUUGUGGAAGCUCGACGACCUGGUUCGCCCAUACGUCCAUAAGAUCCUCGUCGUCAUCGAGCCGCUUCUCAUCGAUCAAGAUUACUAUGCCAGGGUCGAAGGCCGAGAGAUCAUAUCCAACCUCAGCAAAGCGGCUGGACUCGCUACCAUGAUCAGCACGAUGAGGCCGGAUAUCGACCACGUUGACGAGUACGUACGCAAUACUACGGCAAGAGCCUUCGCCGUCGUGGCCUCGGCACUAGGGAUCCCGGCCCUCUUACCCUUCCUACGCGCCGUAUGCCGAAGCAAGAAGUCAUGGCAAGCCCGUCAUACCGGCGUGAAGAUCGUACAGCAGAUUCCCAUCCUCAUGGGAUGCGCCGUCCUCCCCCAUCUGAAGGGGCUCGUGGACUGCAUCGGUCCUAAUCUCAACGACGAGCAAACCAAAGUACGGACUGUGACUAGUUUGGCUAUCGCUGCUCUCGCCGAGGCAUCUAACCCCUAUGGUAUCGAGAGCUUCGACGACAUACUUAACCCGCUGUGGACUGGUGCCCGGAAGCAGAGGGGCAAGGGCCUCGCCGGCUUCCUGAAAGCUGUCGGUUAUAUAAUUCCGCUCAUGGACGAGGAGUACGCGAACUACUACACCUCCCAAGUGAUGGAUAUUUUGCUCCGCGAGUUUUCGUCGCCGGACGAAGAGAUGAAGAAGGUCGUGCUGAAAGUCGUAUCACAGUGUGCGGGCACCGAAGGUGUGACGGCCGGGUACCUCAAAGAGCACGUCCUGGACGAGUUUUUCAAGAGCUUCUGGGUUCGACGGAUGGCUUUGGAUAAGCGAAACUAUCGACAAGUGGUCGAGACAACCGUCGACAUCGGUCAGAAGGUCGGCGCCAGCGAGAUCCUAGAGCGGAUCGUUGGUAACCUCAAAGAUGAGAGCGAGGCGUAUCGUAAGAUGACCGUCGAGACUGUCGAGAAGGUGGUCGCGAGCCUGGGAGCUGCCGACAUUGGCGAGAGAUUAGAAGAGCGGCUGAUCGACGGCAUCCUCCAUUCCUUCCAGGAGCAAAGCGUCGAGGACAUUAUUAUGCUAAACGGCUUCGGAACGGUUGUGAACGCCCUCGGCACACGCUGCAAACCGUAUCUGCCCCAGAUAGUGUCGACCAUCCUAUGGCGUCUCAACAACAAAUCUGCGACGAUCCGCCAGCAAGCCGCAGAUCUCAUCAGCCGGAUCGCGAUAGUGAUGAAGCAAUGUGGCGAGGACGCGCUUAUGGGCAAGCUAGGCGUCGUUCUCUACGAAUACCUCGGAGAAGAGUACCCCGAAGUGCUGGGUUCCAUCCUCUCGGCGCUGCGUAGCAUCGUCACCGUCGUCGGUAUCAGCCAAAUGCAACCGCCUAUCAAGGAUCUACUGCCACGUCUUACCCCCAUCCUACGAAACCGGCACGAGAAGGUCCAAGAAAACACGAUCGACCUCGUUGGUCGCAUCGCCGACCGCGGGCCGGAGAGCGUCAACGCGAGAGAGUGGAUGCGCAUCUGCUUCGAACUACUAGACAUGCUGAAAGCGCACAAGAAGGGCAUCCGAAGAGCAGCCAACAACACGUUCGGUUUCAUCGCCAAGGCUAUCGGGCCGCAGGACGUGCUAGCUACCUUGCUGAACAAUCUCCGAGUUCAAGAACGGCAGUCGCGGGUCUGCACAGCCGUCGCCAUCGGCAUCGUCGCCGAGACGUGCGCGCCGUUCACCGUCCUCCCCGCCCUGAUGAACGAGUACCGGGUGCCGGAACUCAACGUGCAGAACGGCGUGCUCAAGUCCCUCUCCUUCCUCUUCGAGUACAUCGGGGAGAUGGCCAAGGACUACGUCUACGCGGUGACGCCGCUCCUGGAAGACGCGCUGAUCGACCGCGACCAGGUGCACCGGCAGACGGCGGCCUCGGUGGUGAAGCACAUCGCGCUGGGCGUCGUCGGCCUCGGGUGCGAGGACGCGAUGGUGCACCUGCUCAACCUGCUGUGGCCGAACCUGUUCGAGACGAGCCCGCACGUCAUCGACCGCAUCGUCGAAGCCGUCGAGGCCAUCCGGAUGGCGGUCGGGCCGGGCCUCGUGAUGAACUACGUCUGGGCCGGCCUGUUCCACCCGGCUCGCAAGGUGCGCCAGCCCUACUGGCGGCUCUACAACGACGCCUACGUGCAAGGAGCCGACGCCAUGGUCCCGUACUACCCGAACCUCAACGAGGAAGGCAUCGACAGGCCAGAGCUGGCGAUCGUGCUAUAGAGAGGGACACAACAGAGGAUACGGCAGGACUUUUUAUUUAUUAAUCUACUAUUCUAUCUCAUCAUUCAUCUUUCCUCCUCCUCCUCCCCCUAACGGUAUGGAGGGGGGGUUAAGGGGAGGGAGCAGUGUGGGGGAGGGAGAGAGGGGGGGCGCCAUUCUGUCACGGUUAAGAAUAUCAAGCUCGGGAGUCUGGUAGUGAUUGGUGUACAGUAGAGAGAGGGGGCAGAGAGAGAGAAAAGAGGGGAAGAAUAGGGAUACAAAAGCAGUUUUUUUUUAUCUUACCUCUUUUUACUUGUAGUAUGAAGACGAAAAGGAGAAUAAAGCUUUUCUAUCCCUAACUUACUGUUCGCGAUACGCUUCUGUGUGUGGUGUGUGUGUUUCCGUUUGACAAGCCCACGGAAGUCAACUCAAGUGAAGUAGGCGUAGUCGUCAGUCUCGACUGGCACGAUGGUUAAAGGGGACCGGGCUCGACUCGGCUGGACUCGACUCGACUCGACCUACUCGUAGACCCGAGGCAGGGUGGUAAGGACGAACCGGAAAGGCGGGAGCUGAGCGGGAAGAGGGAGAGAGGGAGGCAGCGAGCAGACAGACAGACAGACCUGCGCGCCCGUUGCGCGCUGGACUAGCGGUGGACGGACGGACGGCCAGACGGGCGAAUGACGGGACAGCCGUGCC
Durotheca rogersii is the source of this 4464-nucleotide messenger RNA. RefSeq names its product armadillo-type protein. Gene Ontology annotation, molecular function: mRNA binding. Lineage: Eukaryota; Fungi; Ascomycota; Sordariomycetes; Xylariales; Xylariaceae. The record is from RefSeq and is a predicted model, not a curated record. Gene Ontology annotation, cellular component: U2 snRNP; U2-type prespliceosome; catalytic step 2 spliceosome. Gene Ontology annotation, biological process: spliceosomal complex assembly. The transcript is spliced from 2 exons. The coding region runs from base 130 to 3789 and encodes 1219 amino acids.